Molecule: messenger RNA, 1980 nt
Organism: Puccinia graminis f. sp. tritici CRL 75-36-700-3
Lineage: Eukaryota; Fungi; Basidiomycota; Pucciniomycetes; Pucciniales; Pucciniaceae
Exons: 6
Coding region: 140-1846 (568 amino acids)
Biological process (GO): protein transport; protein modification process; endosome to lysosome transport
Cellular component (GO): ESCRT I complex
Molecular function (GO): ubiquitin binding
Source: RefSeq, a predicted model, not a curated record
GUCGGAGUCCCCUAUUGCCCCGGGGGUAUGUAGUGGUCGGGUAGUGGUGCCCCCGAUCGAUGAUAUCAGGACAUCCACUGCAGCCGAUCACAGCACUUCACACUCACUCUCAACCUCAACCUCAACCAACCACGACAGCAUGCCAGCCAACCGAGAAUCAGUCAAGAGAUGGCUCACUCAAGUCUUGCUACCAUAUCCCACUCGAGAGCAGGCACUCAAUCAGAUCCAAUCAACACUAGAACACUAUCCAAGCCUAUCACCAAAGACAGAAUCAUUCACCUUCGAUGACGGCCGCACUGCCCUACUCGUAUCUCUCACUGGGACGAUCCCAGUACACUAUCGCGCACUGAGCUAUAACAUCCCAAUCGCAAUCUGGCUACCCUUCGAAUUUCCAACCGAACCACCGAUCAUCUACCUCACCCCAACCAACGAGAUGAUCAUCAGGAAAGGCACUCACGUCGAACCAGGUGGGAAAUGUAUUGCGGGCUACUUCAACUCAUGGCAAUCAAAACCAGAGGCCUGCUCUCUCAAAGAACUACUCGAAUUCCUCCAAGACGUCUUCUCGCGUGAACCACCACUCUACUCAAAACCCAAACCACCUGCACCCGCCUAUAGCUCUCAACCACCCACCUCUCAAAUCACUUCAACUUCAUCACAACAACAGCAACAACAACAACAACCUCCUCGACCUCCCUUACCCCCUCAACUCGCUCGAUCUCUCUCAACCAACUCCUCACUCGCCCAUCCUGACCCUCAAUCACGUCCUACUCCACCCAUUCGACCCCCACUACCACCCCCACUUUACUCUCAAUCCUCUCAAUCUCUCACACCCUCCUCCUCUACUCCGCCACUCCAUCUAAGACCUAAUUCAAAUUCGAUUCAAUUCAUUCAACCCCUCAGCUCGGUCUCACACUCUAGAACUGUCUCAGCCACUCAACCAGUUACAUCUCAUCCUAACCAGUCACCUCCUCACAACUUUGACCAUCAAUUACAGGAGUGCAGGCGAUCAAUGUCUGCCUUCAGUAAUCCUCCCAACCAUCACCCGUCUUCUGCUCAAAACACGAUCAUCAGUAGGCCUCUAGAACAACAACUCGACUCACUAGCCAUCACAUCCUCAACCAAGCCAAACCAAAACCUAUUGGACGAUGAUCCCCUGGAUGAUGAAUCGCCCCAGAUGAACGGAAGAUCGCCGAGUAACGUGCCUCCACCCCCACGGCCGCCGAAUCCAGGAUUACUCUCCUUACGGGGAGCGGUACAUGCGAAGUUGAGGGCGGAGAGCGAGCGGUUUAAGGCAAGUCUACAGGCCGAACAACGCCAGCUCGAGAUCCUCGAGACCGACCUACUCAAGGGCGAGCCGGCGAUCCUCGACGAGAUCGCCCGUCUCGAGGCCGUCAACGAUGUCUGUGUUAACGUAGGCAAUCGGUAUCGGGAUCUGGUCGAACAACUCAACACGAGAUUCAUCGAGCUCACUCAUCAUCGCAAGAUCGUCGAGGUGGAUGAAUUGGUCUGUUCGACUACGGUCCUCUACAAUCAACUCUGGGAAUUGAUCAUUAAUGAUAAAGUGAUCGAGGAUCUGGUCUAUCAUCUCUCGAAAGCGUUGAAUAAUUCGCUGGAUGGAUCGAAGAUCGAUUUAGAGAAAUUCUUGAAGAGGGUCCGGAUCUUAGGCCAUGAGCAAUUCCUGAUCCGAGUGACGAUCAACCAGAUCUGUCAUCGCCUCGGAUUCUCUUUAUCUUCAUCCUCUGCACCAUCCUUUCCAUCCCCUUCUUCCGCCUCUUCCUCUUCGGUUUUAUCGACUUCUAGAUCCUUGUCAUCAAUAGCAACUACAACCCAUCCUGCCUUGAAUUGAUCUUCUCUUGUUGGGCUUGUGGUCUCUUCGUUAGUCUAACAUAAAAAAAAAUGAAAUGAUGAAAUCAAUUCACUUUUAGUUGGUUGGAAAUUAACCCCUGGAUUUCUUCAAAAGAAUUCUCAAUCUGUGUGGAU